Molecule: messenger RNA, 1086 nt
Organism: Botrytis sinoallii
Lineage: Eukaryota; Fungi; Ascomycota; Leotiomycetes; Helotiales; Sclerotiniaceae
Exons: 5
Coding region: 1-1086 (361 amino acids)
Source: RefSeq, a predicted model, not a curated record
AUGUCCGAAAUCACCUCAAACGGCACCAAAAAGCGCAAACUCACUACCAAGUCUUGUAAGAGAGAUGCUGCCAUUAUUGGUUUGCCAAAUGAGACUCUUUCACCGAAAGCUCCUGGAAGAAGUGCUACAACAAAGUUGGAAAAUGGAAAUACUGCAGGUUUAAAAACUGAAUCGGGCUCGCUAGCUGUCAUCGACUUGACUGAUGACGACGAGGUACUAUCUCCCGUGAAACGAGAGCAUAGGUCAAAUGAUUCAGAUGCUCCAAACGUUCUCUUUGAAGUCACACCAGUACCGGAAAUGGCAGAAAGUGUACAGAAUGUAUCAGAGAAUACAGUGCAAAUGCCCACAAUAAUGAGACGAAUGCCUUUGACGCAGAAUUUGCAUCUUCCUCCUCAACCACACACAAAGUUUGAGUAUCGUUUCUUGCGCGACAGUCUUGGAGGGCGUCGCAUCACAGACGGAUGGUACUCGUCAAAUGGAUCGAAAGAAGCGUUUGCCAACAUUGGUCCUUACGGUUUGAUGAACCGCGAAUUUGACCCUCUUCUACCUUGUCUUCCUGGUAUACAUGGUGCUCAGAUCUCGCCAUGCCUACCACCGAACAAAAUAGGUCAAACGUUUCCUCUUUUCAUCAGCGAUAUUGGCGACUCACAAUUUCAAUAUUAUGGAACAUAUGAAGUCAUGGUAUCUGAUCGUCUUGGUCACAAUCAAAUGCUCGAGCUCCCAGAGCAGAUCAAACGUCAUUGGGCACGAAAGCUUGGCGCAGGUUCUGCUCAUGGUUCAAAAGCUUCUCCUAUUAUUUAUGCAUUGAGAUAUAUGUGGCCCAGAAAGAUAUGUGGAUGGUGGAAUGCGGAGAAUGACAGCUAUACUGAUCAAGAGGGCAGUGAAAUGGAAUCAAUAGACUCUUCGUCGAGGACUAUCACCAAAGAAGAGGCCCAGGAUAUCACAGAGGGGGCAGUCAUGGCAGCUUUCGAUAGACCCGAUUUGGAUGAUCCUCCAGGAGUUUCAUUGUACUAUGAAUACCUCAAGUGCGUCGGCUACGAUCUUGAGCUACAUCACACAUUGGUGACCAACAUGAACGAGCUAUGA